AUGUCCAACAAACGAGCCCAGGCUUCCACGGACCUUCCCGUCAGAGGCUCCAACUUGCACAAGAUGAUGGUGGUGGGCUCAGUUGUUGCAAUUUUGGGACUGGCAAAUCUGACCCAACUUCUGUAUUGGCCUCCAACCCCAGGAGAUGGGGGAGACCUUCUGGCUUCCACAAGCCCCAAGACCUCCACCUACCACCUCAGAAGUCCAGCCCAGGCUAGCUAUGUCCUUGGAACCUACCUGAAGGCCAUCCUCAUAGCCAGGGACCACCGGGGCAGGCCCAAGACCCAUGGUGGAGACCUGUUUCGGGCACAGCUGUUGGGUUCCAUCUUAAACACGGGGAUUCCUGGGGAUGUGCAUGACUUUGAGAACGGCACCUAUCUGCUGUCCUUCCCCCUGUUCUGGGAGGGGCAGGCAUUGGUACGCGUGAGGUUGAUUCACUCCAGUGAGGCAGUUGGGGUCUUGCGGAGAAUCUGGAGAGACUACUGGGCCACAGUUGAUUUCAAGGGAUAUUUCCGGGGGCCUAAGGGUAACGAAGAAAAUGUGACCUGCAACGUGAAUCCCGAGUCGGUUGGGGAGGAAACACCUGUCUGUAGCUACAAAGAUGAAAUCUCGGGUGAGCUCUGGUUCUGUGCUCAGCCUCCUACCCUGCCCUGCAACUCACUGGUAGGACACUCAUCUGGCAAUUACUGGAAGGUGACCACGCUGCAUGAAGAUGCUCUGAUGGCGCGGAAUGUGACAGACAAGGUCCUUCCGCAGGGCAUUCGUCCAAUCUGGGUGGCCAAGGAGGGCAACAGGAGUCUGGUCCUAUCCCCCCAAAAACUGUGCCAGCCUGGGAUCCUGGUCCCAAAGCCCUCUGGCUUCUACUACCAAAACAUAUGGCACUCACUGGCCUGCUCAGGCCGCUCCUUCCCCACCGAGGACAGCAUCCUGGGCUGCCUGACCGGCCGCAUUGUCCACAUGAUGGGGGACUCCACGCUUCGGCAGUGGUGGGAGUAUCUGCGUGACACCGUGUCCUCCCUCAAGCCCGUGGAUCUGCAUGCCACCUAUCAGGUAGGGCCCCUGAUGCUGGUGGACACCAGCAAGGGCAUCGUGCUGCAUUGGCGGGCUCACAGCUGGCCCCUACGCUCCAAACGCACACCUGUGGCCUCCCUGCACUCCGUGGCCCAAGAGCUGAGGGGCCUGGCUGGCGGUCCCCACACCGUGGUCGUGCUGGGUCUGGGGGCUCACUUCACCACCUUCCCUCCAACCAUCUUCGUGCAACGCCUGGCUGGGAUCCGGGAAGCCGUGACAGCCCUCCUCGCCCGGGAGCCCCACACCCUUGUGGUCAUCAAACUGGCCAACACUGGCUACAAGUCCGUGUAUGGCAGUGACUGGCUCACCCUCCAGGUGAACCGGCUCCUGCGUGCUGCCUUUGCUGGCCUCCGUGUGGCCUUCGUGGAUGCUUGGGAAAUGACCUCUAGCCUGGCGCUGCCAGACAGCAUCCAUCCAGGGAAGCUCAUCGUGCGCAAUGAGGUGGAUCUUCUCCUCUCUUUCAUCUGCCCCAGCUGAUGCUCCUGGGGGGACACGGGCUGUGCUGAACAGAGAAAGGCAUGUGUCACAUACAAUCU
This is a messenger RNA of Ochotona curzoniae (black-lipped pika), 1607 nucleotides long. RefSeq names its product NXPE family member 3-like. NCBI's taxonomy places the organism in Eukaryota, Metazoa, Chordata, Mammalia, Lagomorpha, Ochotonidae. The coding region runs from base 1 to 1548 and encodes 515 amino acids. The record is from RefSeq and is a predicted model, not a curated record. The transcript is spliced from 5 exons.